UUUGCCACCAGCCACCGACGUAGUAAGAUCGCAACUGGAAAUUAAAUUUUCUGGUCAAUAAAAAGUUUAAUUCAAAUGAUCAAUCCAGUGUUUUAGUGCCCAAAUUGAAGGAUUCAUUUCGAGUUAUAUAGAUUUAUUUGUACUGUAGCCUCUAACGAAUUGAGGAUUCUGCGAAUGACGAGAUAUUUCAGACUAAUUUAGUCCAACGCCGGCAGUGCUGUAGCUACUAGAAGUGUCAUCCUGUCGUCAUCCCAACGAAGAUUGUACGUUCAUCGAUUGGUUCUCCGAUGGUGAAGUUCCACAUACAUGAUUUAUCAUGAUGCGUGUUGCUUGCCUUCUUACACUAUCGAUUUUGUCCACUUGUUCCGGGAUUCCUAUUGAACUUGAAAAUCGGGCAGAUCUCAUUUUAAACUACAAAAACCUCACCGAAUUCGACGUUUCUUCGGCCACAUUGACGGAAGUCAUAUAUCUUUCACUGCAGGGAAACAACCUCAUCACGUUUCCUCGCUACAUUAACCACGAUCUGCCGGAAGUGGAAAGGAUAAAGCUAACAGACAAUCCACGAAUCACUUUCCCAUCGGAUGGAUCUCCUUUUUUGAUAUCGUGGAGCCUUAUUGAACUGGAACUCGAAAGCUGCGGGAUACAAGAGAUAUACAAUGAAUCACUCAGCUGCCUGUACAAGAUGGAGGAGAUAAACAUGGGAAGCAAUCUGAUCAAACAAAUCGACAAAGACGCCUUCCGGGAGAACCAUAACUUGCGCAAAAUUGAUCUCAGCAACAACAAUUUAGCAACGGUCCCGAUUAACAUGUUGAAAGGUCUGGAAAGAAUGAAGGAAAUCGAUUUCAGUUACAACAGGAACCUUGCUGCACGUUUGAAUCGCCCGUUUCUGAUGAGCAAUACUCUACAAAUUUUGAAAUGCAGCUACUGUGGGUUCAGAGAAACGACAGAGAUUACAUUCGCGUACUUGCCAAACCUCAGAGAACUACGCUUGGAAGGCAACCUGCUUCUGCGGGUCCCGGUCCUCUUGAUUCCAAACAUUGUAGUAAUCGGAAAAGAUCCGGACAGUGUAAUGACGAAUUGUAGAAUACUAGCGUCUCGUGUUUCGAAGGACCAUAUGAAAAACGACGAAUUUAUUUGCACUCUUUUGUUUUUGUAGUUUUAAGAUCAGCAUCUUUCUCGAACAAGCAUGGUGAUAUUUAAAUUCGAAAUUCGGAAAACUCGAAAACCUAACUACGAAAAGAGCCAAACUCAUAAAAUAACCUUAGCUUUACCCCUCUACCGGCAGCUUCAUUUUUGAACCAUAACCUACGUAUGUAUCUCAGGCUAUAGAAUUUUUAUCAU
Molecule: messenger RNA, 1341 nt
Organism: Aedes aegypti (yellow fever mosquito)
Lineage: Eukaryota; Metazoa; Arthropoda; Insecta; Diptera; Culicidae
Product: G-protein coupled receptor GRL101
Exons: 3
Coding region: 317-1156 (279 amino acids)
Molecular function (GO): protein binding
Source: RefSeq, a predicted model, not a curated record